Anarrhichthys ocellatus (wolf-eel) is the source of this 8010-nucleotide messenger RNA. RefSeq names its product calcium channel, voltage-dependent, beta 1 subunit (gene cacnb1). The record is from RefSeq and is a predicted model, not a curated record. Lineage: Eukaryota; Metazoa; Chordata; Actinopteri; Perciformes; Anarhichadidae. The transcript is spliced from 14 exons. The coding region runs from base 5705 to 7582 and encodes 625 amino acids. Gene Ontology annotation, biological process: calcium ion transmembrane transport. Gene Ontology annotation, molecular function: protein binding; voltage-gated calcium channel activity. Gene Ontology annotation, cellular component: voltage-gated calcium channel complex.
UUCACGCUUAAUCCUUCCUCCAGACCACUAAUCCAGGUGCUCGACUGAGGCGCGGCUUCAUUUUAUUUAAUGAAGAGUCAUACGAAAGUUUAAUGGAGUCAAAGUGAGGUCUUUCAAUGCUGGGGAUUAAGCGGCUCCAAAUAGAUAUAGUAGUUUAAUCAUUAUUUAUGACUUUUAAUUCCUCUCUCAAAUCCAACUUUUACAUUAGUUGAAACGAUUAGAUAAUUGAUCGAUUAGUAGAUCAAAAAUAAAAGUAAUCACAUUGAUAAUUGAUUCAUUUAUCUCGCAAAAAUUCCAUGAGCCAGUCACAAUAUGAGGUUUAUGUUCUGAGUGUAAUGCAGUCAGAAGCACACAGGAGGCUUAACAAAUAAGUAUAAUCUUUAUAAAAAAAUAAACUUUCUGCACCUUUUUAAAAAGAGUAAAACUUCUUUUCUUGAAAGGCGUAUCUUUCUCUCUCUUCACCUGUGUGUUUGUCACAGGCAGCCCGCAUAUUGUACUGUAUCUCACACACUUAAAUGGCUUUAAUAGCAUCCCUGGUAACAACAGUAAAACCCCUGUGACUACAGCUACACGGCUUGCUUUAUUGUCACAGAGUUGGAGCUGAGAGACGUGCAGCAGAGAUUCCUCCAGAGACUGAUGGUAAUUAUUAGUCCCCAGGUCUAACACUCAGCCCCACACUACUACCCCCUGACCCUGCCUCCCCCCUGGUCUGUCGGUGUAGAUGCAUCCCAUUGGCUCUGUCAGAAAGAGCUACAAAGUCGUAGUAGCCAGUUGUCCAGUGUAAUGUUUUGGCUAAGAAUUGGUCAAGAAGACUCUCUUGGUCAGACAGGAACACUUCCUCUUCUCUGGGAGUUUCAGGGGUUAAAGCAUCGGGUUAAAGCAUCGCACGCCCGCGACCCCGCGCCGCAGUCCGGUGUGGACAUGACAUUUCUCAAAGCCACGCUGUGUGGCAGGUAAAUGAGUCCCUCUGUCUGAACUCUUCAUUUGGGAGAGGAAAUGAUUUGCCCCUUUGCUGAAUGACAUUUACCUUUUCAGUAUGGGUUUGCUUUAGACAAAAAAAAGAAAAAGAAAAAGGAAAAUCCGCUCGGUGUUGGUGAACACGGAGUUGAACUCUCCUGUGGUUUCUAAAGGUCAGCUGCAUCCUCGCCUAUACGCAUCACCCUUCCCACUGCCUUGUCCUUCAUUAACUCUGCGAGUCUCUUUUGCUGAAGGACCACGUGAACUGGGGGCCUGCAGGUUAGGCGGGAUUCAUAAUCACUCGCACUGUGUAAGGAACUCAUUACCUGCGUCCUCAGAUAGAUGUCCUCUCCUGUCUCGUGCUGUUGCGCAGCAUUUCCCUCGUCGAGGUGCAGCAGUGGAAGGAGCUGGCAUUUUAAACAGUUGAAAUGCUGCACAUGAACCAAAAAUUGAUUUAGAAGUGUUACGUGAUGCAAUUUCUCAAACCAUGUUAAGAUUUAAAAAAAACUGGCUUCAAUCAGACAAAAAGAAGCACACAGGCGCUCUAUAGGUUUUGGUCAUACAGCCUUUUUUAGUCUCCCCCUUGAACAACGCAAAGCAGAGCCCUGUAUAGGCUUUACAGUCUCACACACACCUACGCAAGAGCAGGCUCAUUCACCACACACACACACACACACACACACACACACACACACACACACACACACACACACACAGAAAUACACGAGAGCCACAAUCAGCCAACGGUAGAGCUGGCUGGUACACUCGGCCUGGUUUCCAUGGCAACCUGGCCACUGAAUCUCCCUCUGUGUGCAGGCACAGUGGGAUGGAGAGACGAAGGAGAGGAUGUUUAGAUGGGGUUUUGUGUUAGUGUGGGUGUGUGUGUGUGUGUGUGUGGGUGCAGCCUACAUGUUUGUGCAGUGCUGGUUUGUGUGUUGAGUUCAACAAAAACACGUCUUCCGUCAGAGACUGUCUGCUACACGCUGCGUACAAUAGGUACCGUGUAUAAAUACCAUGUAUGCUGCUGUUGAGUAUGUGGGGGGAAAAAAAGAUUUUUACUGCAAAUUUUAAAUAUUUGCCAUCUUAUAAAUUGCAUUUAUACAGCACCUUUCUUCCAACCACUCAAAGCGCUUCACACAUGUCAACAUUCACCCAUUUGUACAGUAAACAAUAAUGGUAGAGGCUGCCAUACAAGGUGCCGACUGCUCGUCGGGAUCUAAUCCAAUCAUUCACACACACUCGCACAACGAUGUCACAGCUUUUAGCAGCAAUUGGGGGGUUCAGUAUCUUGCCCGAAAAAUAAUAAAAAAAUGAUACAAUAUAUAAUUUGCAACAUUGAAUUUCCUAAAAACCCUCCAGGGGCUUGAAAAUUGGCACUUAUAACAGUAAUGUAACAUAGACAAUUGAUAUGUAUCUAUCAAUAAUUGUAGACAUAGUAAAAACAGACAUAGUUUAGCAAAGUAAUGCAUCCCAUAAACACCCAUCUGUUACACAAAUACACUGCAUCACUCAGUUAUAACACACAUAUCAGGAAGACUCAUUCAUAACUCACUGUCGUUAACAAACUGAGAACAUGCACUCGUGUGAUAUGGUGUAAGAGUUUCCAUAAGACAGGAAAGAUGAGCAGAAAAUGUACGACGUACAAAACAACUUGUUCUUGGUGCUCGUUUCUGAAAAUGGUAUACGGGCUCAAGUUUGGUGUGAUUGGGUAGUUGGCACAAGCUGUAUUACAAUAAUUGAUAUACAGACAAACCAUUAAAUAACAUAGAAUAAGAGCUACCUCAGUGUUGAUCAAGGGACGUGAUUUGUCUAGUAUGCUAAUAGUCUUGGCCACUUUGUGGUUAUGGCCCUGAUAUGAGGUUUCCAAGAUAAGGAUACAUCAAGCAGAAUACCAAGACAACGUGUAGUACGCAAAUUACUCAUGGGGAUGGUAUCCAUUACUUUUUUUAUACAAGGAGUUAAAAAAUCCCUAAUUUAAGACCAAAAAAAUGUUUUACUCUCUCGAUUGCCAGGUGAUAUGGUGGUUCACUUUUAGUGGUUCUUUAUUUUUAUUUUGUACCGGUUUUCACUGCUGAAUCAGUUUGACAUUCUGGAUAUAUCUUUCAAAUGCAUAUUAUAGACCCUUAUGUCUGCUUCUCCCUGGUUUUGGGAGUGCAGUAAGUGACCGUGUGGGCUCAAUGGUAGCUCUGACAGCUUGAUGGAGGAGCAGCAGGGGGCGGGGCUUAGUGAAGGGUCUGUUGGCUCCAUUAUACGAUACCAACUGCUGUCUAUCUGGUGAGUCUGAGCAGUGCAUUGUUUCUUAUUCAGAGAUGUGAAAGCUUCUGAAGAAGAAUAUGAUGGUUAACUGUGUCAAAUGCCUCAGAUAUGUCUGCAAAAUACCUUUAGUGUUUUCCUUUCUAUCUCUGGCUUUGUAUAUUUCAUGAAUUGAAUGUGUGGUGGAAUCUUGGAGGCUCUACUCUAAAAUGUGGACGAUUGAGCCUCUAAAUUGGCAUGCAGCAAACAACAGCUCAUAUUAAAUCUGUUAAUCAAUUAAAACCCGUUUGUACAAUUAUUGUCCCAGAGAUUAAGGAGCCAGCCAUAAUCUGCAAUGCCCCUUAUGCCCCUUUUCCCUAAAUUUGCAACAGUCAACCUGCUAUCUGCAACAGGAGAUCAUUUGCUCUUGCAUUACUUUGAACACGUUUGCCAUGCUUGCAACCCAUGCAUUACAUGCAAGAGUCCCUGGAAAUGUAACCGCAAUUUGCGAGAGGCAAUCAUUUUCAAAGCAGGAUGCUGACGCCGUUUUCGGUCUCCGUGUAAGCAGCUUGCAAAGUAAAUCCGUGAAAGGUGCCCCGAAUUGAAAUCAGUCUGGAGAUCUUUGUUGUUCCCCGUCUCUCAAGUUAAAAAGGUAUAAAAUAGAUACAAAGUGGUGUUAUUUACAAGGUGUUUUCAUUCUUAUGUAAAACACAAACUUUUUUACACAUAUUUAAUACAUUUAUUUAAUAAAAACGCAUUUUAGAAAUUGUACAACUCAAAUGCUUGUUUUAAGACUCUUAACACUCUCAUGCACUAUAGCAGUGACGAGAUAUAUUACCCAUCAAACAUCCCCCCCCCCCCAUUGCUCCGUAGACCAGAUUGUGUCUUGAUUUAGCUGGCAUAUGUGAAAGGUUUCGAGGGUCUAGAUGCUGCAAAGAGACAAGCUGUCCUCCUGUCACUUCUGACAUAUGAAUCCCAGCGGAGGCCCCAGUUGCUGCUGUGUUUGAACGCACAAGGACUUUAUAACUGGUGGGUCUGCUGGCAGCUCUCCAUUUAUUCACCUUCCCCAGCUGGUUGUGUUGUCAUCACACAAAAGAGGAGGAGGAGGAGGUCAGGUGUGUGGCUUUGGAGCAUUGUGUCGGAGUUCGCCCUCUAGUGGACACACUACCCCUCCAAACACACCUAUUUGCCAGUAGACCUCCCUCCUUUUGCCUUUUUUAUUUGUGCUAAGUCCACACAGUAUGCUCAUUUUCAGAGUAUACACUUUUUGCAGUCAGUACACAGGAAAUAAAUGGUACGCAACACCUAAUUGGUACAUAUGUACACCUAAUAAUCCCUUUUAGGGCUGAAUUAAAAAAUAAAUCUGAUUAAUUACGUUUUUUAUUUGAAUGAUGCAAUAUGGAUUCUUAUAAUCCUGAGAUCGAUCUUUGCAUUUGUGUAAAAAUGUCUACAUCUACGCUAGAUGUUAUGUGUUGACAGGGGUUGUGGGUCAGUUAGGGCUGCGUGAUGUGUAAAAUGUCUACUUUGUGGAAAUCAAGUUAUUCAAAAAGGUGGGAAGCUAACGCUAGUAGCGAUCACAACACGAAUGAUGCAAAUUAAUUAGUAAACAGACUUUCAGGUUCUGCCCUCUUGUGCUGACACGUGGGCAUACAAAAUAUAGAUAUGCCAUGUUUUAGAUGUCUUACAUUUGCUAAAGAAAAUGAGUCCUUGGUCCGUAGUUUUUUAACCAGGAAUUGUUUACAAUUAAGCCGGUGAUGUGCACUUAACGCUUGUUUGAAUUCAAGGGACAGGGGGUCUCCUAUGUUGUACUGAUUGUAAUGCCUCUUAUAAAUACAACUGACCCGACACGUUGAAAUUCUGAGAAGCCGUUCAUGCAACAUUGGUAUCUGAUGUAACCGAAUCAUCAAGAAGCGAAUCAAAUUGGGUGAUCAGGGCCAACAUCUAACCCUAAUCCCUCCUCUGAUACCCUUUUUACGGGAGAGAGACAGAGAGAGGGGCUGGGAAGAAUGAUGUCGGUUCAGAGGCUGGGAGGAAUGAAGCAGAGAGAGAGAGAAGGGAGGGGGGGGUUUCCCUGGGCACUGCCCCAGCCCUCUCCCACGUCAGUCAGGCCAUUGAAUGGCUGACGGCUGCAUACCAAGCCUCCUUCUGGGUCUCGGUGCGUUCAUGUCCCUGUUCCUGCCCCGGCCGGGGCUAAAUAUAUUUCCCCAGUUUGCAAAUGUAGCACAAGUCCUGCAACCCGACCCCCAGUCAGCUUCAGCUCCCUUCCUCUACACAAGGUUCACGUUCCUCUGGGUUGUGAAGGUGGGGGUGUGUGUGUGUGCGUGUGUGUCUGUGUGUGAAGGGGUUGGAGGUUAAGAGAGCGCUCUCCUACUCUCACACAUACGGCACUCUUUUCUGGCUCUCUCUCCUAUCUCACACACACACACACACACACACAUACACACAUAACUCUGUCUGUGGACUCCGGCGUUGCCCCCUUGGUUUGCCUUGGUGUGGCGAGCGUGGCAAACGAGGUAUGGAGAGGACUGAGAGGAUUCAAAGGCCCGUCAUGGGCUCGGCAGACUCCUACACCAGCCGGCCAUCGGACUCAGACGUGUCCCUGGAGGAGGACCCUGAGGCUCUGAGAAAAGAGGCCGACAGACAGGCCCUCGCCACGCUCGAGAAAGCAAAGACCAAACCGGUGGCAUUUGCUGUGCGGACAAAUGUUGGUUACAACCCCGGUCCCAGUGAUGACGUUCCUGUGCAGGGCAUGGCCAUAUCCUUCGAAGCCAAAGACUUCUUACACAUUAAAGAGAAAUACAACAAUGACUGGUGGAUCGGACGUCUGGUCAAGGAGGGCUGUGAGGUGGGCUUCAUCCCCAGCCCGGUCAAACUGGAGAACACCCGUCUGCUGCAGGAGCAGAAGAUGAGACAAAACCGACUCAGCUCCAGUAAAUCUGGAGGAAGCUCCAGUUUGGACGUUGCCACUGGAACCCGCCGGCCCACCCCACCUGGCACAGCUCACGUGGACAUGUCCAACGUGUCCUUUGACGUUGACCCACUCGACCUGGAUGCCGAGGAGCCCCCUGAGUCCCAGGGUGACCCUCGCUCCACCAAGGGCACGUCAGGCAGCGUAACAUCCCCUCAGGCCAACGCCCACCGACUGCCCUUCUUUAAGAAGAUGGAGCAUGUUCCCCCCUAUGACGUGGUUCCCUCCAUGAGACCCAUCAUCCUAGUCGGGCCUUCACUUAAAGGAUAUGAGGUGACAGACAUGAUGCAGAAAGCACUCUUUGACUUUCUGAAACACAAGUUUGAGGGCAGGAUAUCCAUCACACGGGUGACAGCGGACAUCUCCCUGGCCAAACGUUCAGUCCUCAACAACCCCAGCAAACACACCAUCAUUGAGCGCUCGAGUACCCGCUCCAGCCUGGACGUACUGGCGGAGGUGCAGAGUGAGAUUGAGCGUAUCUUUGAGCUGGCACGCACUCUCCAGCUGGUCGCUCUGGAUGCAGACACCAUCAACCACCCUUCUCAGCUGGCUAAGACCUCCCUGGCUCCCAUCAUUGUCUAUAUCAAAAUAGCCUCACCUAAGGUCCUCCAGAGGCUGAUCAAAUCUAGGGGGAAGUCCCAGGCUAAACACUUAAAUGUGCAGAUGGUGGCAGCAGACAAGUUGGCCCAGUGCCCACCUGAAUUGUUUGACAUCAUCCUGGACGAGAACCAGCUGGAGGACGCCUGCGAACACCUGGCCGACUACCUGGAGGCGUACUGGAAGGCGACACACCCCCCGAGCAGCAACCCUCCCAACCCGCUGCUCAACCGCACCAUGGCUACGGCAGCCCUGGCCGCCUCCCCUGAGCCCGUCUCCAACCUGCAGGGGCCGUACCUGGUGCACGGUGAGCAGAAGCGGGAAGGGCUUCUGAAAGAGUGCGGCGGGAGCGGCACCCUGCAUGACUAUCAGACAGACACGGGGGGGAAAUCUCAGCAGCAGCAGCAGCAGCAAGCGUACCUGCGCUCCUCUCGUGGCCAGCUAAGGGGAGGAAGUGGCCGGGGGCUGUCGAGGCAAGACACCUUUGACUCUGAGACCCAGGGCAGCCGGGACUCUGCGUACACCGAGGCUGGUGACUCCUGCAUGGACAUUGAGACUGACCCCUACGAAGAGCCCGAGCCAUACCGAGGCGGCGGGGGCAGCCGCCUCCACCUGGCGCAGCAUCACGGCAGACAGGCGUCCUGGGAAGAUGAAGGCGCCGAGCCGGACCAGGAAAACCUGAACCACCCUACGAUGCCGAGCCAGAUGCAGCCGCACGGACGCGCCAAGCUGAGGGAGAGUUACUGCCAGGACCCUGUGGACACCGGGGCCAACAUGAGCCACAACAAGAACCAGGACGACUGGGGGAGGGACGUCUACAUCCGCUGAACACGCAUCUUAGCACAGAGGCAAGGAAGCUACUGGACAGACAGACAGAGAGAUGAGGAGGGGGGAGGGGGGGGGUGACGUUCAGGUUUGGGGUUCAGAAGGAACUGAAGUGUGGGUUUGGGGCCAUGCCAGUCAGGCUAACAAAGUGAAUCUGUUUACAUCCCAGUACAAUGUAAAGAAAAACAUCUGCCAGAUGCCAUUCUCGUCAACUUCUUGCAAUUCAAUUUAGUUAUGUUUAGAAAAAAUACUAUUGGUCUGUUUUUUUGUUUCUUUUGUUAAUACUGCAUGAAUAUCAUGGAUUUCUAUACUGACAGCACGAGGACAGUAAUUGUUACGAUUGUGAAUCUCUGAUUGUGAUCUGUAUGACUCGAGCUCUCCUUCAGCUGUAGAGUGCGAAGGCCGGUAGAGCCGUCGUCUGUCCCGUCUGU